This is a messenger RNA of Enterobius vermicularis (human pinworm), 918 nucleotides long. Lineage: Eukaryota; Metazoa; Nematoda; Chromadorea; Rhabditida; Oxyuridae. The record is from the annotation of a GenBank genome assembly.
UUGGUUUUUUCAGAUGAACGAGGAGUACUGGUACCGUAUACGGCAACUGAAGCUCGACGUGCAGGUAGUGAUGGCGAUCUUCCAUAUUCACAGGGAGCACUUAUUGGAUAUCAUCCUGGAAUUCCGAUACCCUGUCGGUUAAUGCCACCACCACGAUUUUUGCCUCCGUUUCCUAUGAUGCGACCUCCAGUGGUUCCAAUGCUACCUCCAUUUCCUCCACAUAUGAUGCCACCACCGCCACCUCCAAUGCAUAUGAUGCCUCCACCACCACCACCAAUUGUGCACUAUCACUCAGGUCUUCCACCUCGAUUCCCUCCUGGUAUGUUUCCACCACCACCACCACCGUUGCGAAUGAUGCCACCGCCACAUUUUUUGAGGCCCUAUGACCCUAUGUCGCCACAGUUAGGACGUCCUAGAACACCAAAUGAAGGUCCAAUUGUAACUGGACCAGAAUCUGUUUACGGUACACUACCACGCGUAUCUGCAUAUGAGGAACCUCUAUACAUGCAGGGUAACUUGCCAUAUAUGCCUCCGCAGGCAAGUUAUCAGCCGAGCAAUUAUCCACCAGAACAAUAUGAUGCUUAUUAUGACACCUACAAACGACAACGAUCUCCUCCAACUAAAGAAAAAUCUAUCGGCUCACAAACAAGUUCAAAACGAGAAGAGGUGGAACAGGACGAGGCUUCACAAUUCUGGGAUGCAUAUGAAACUGGAAUUUAUAAAAAACCAUACCUUAAUGAAAAGGCAUUUUUUGCAACGAUUCGAUCUUCUUCAGCCGGAGUUAAUGAACCGUCUACAACGGCCGAAGUUGAAGUACCCAGACCAGAGACACCUCCGGCUGACUAUGAAACCGCUUUUGAGGGAAUGCAUAUUAGCAACAAACAGACUCAACAACGAACUACGGCAGUGAUGUAUUAA